Molecule: messenger RNA, 2745 nt
Organism: Naegleria lovaniensis
Lineage: Eukaryota; Heterolobosea; Eutetramitea; Acrasida; Naegleriidae
Exons: 3
Coding region: 1-2745 (914 amino acids)
Biological process (GO): post-transcriptional tethering of RNA polymerase II gene DNA at nuclear periphery; protein import into nucleus; regulation of DNA-templated transcription
Cellular component (GO): nuclear pore outer ring; nuclear pore
Molecular function (GO): structural constituent of nuclear pore
Source: RefSeq, a predicted model, not a curated record
AUGAACAAACAUUUCUUCAAAUUAUUUUCGAGCGAGGGUCAAGCUACGUCCUCAUCAGCAAGCAACAAACGUCUCGGAGGACUGGAAGAAGAUGAAAGACAACCAUUAGAUUUAACCAAUGAAGAAAAUAUGCAAGAUGAGGAUUUUAUAAUAACACAAAAUGACCAAGAAGAGGAUGAAAGAUCGGACACACUUCGUAUUGAUGACGGAGAGGACAAUGAGAAGAUUCAACUUGUGAAUGAAGACGAAAGUGUUGUGAAUAAUAAUCCAAUGGAAGAUGAUGAUGAUAGAGAAAAAGCUUUUGAAAUAUAUGAGAAGAAUUAUAGGAGUCACGAAAUCAAGAACAGUAAUACAGCACUAGAUGCCAAGUUUUAUGAAAUCAUGGAGCAGAACUGUUACCAAUCCGAAACAUCUCACAUUAUUUUAAGUAAACGAUAUGAGAAAAUAUGUGAAAGAAAAGUGCAGGAGUUAGAGGAAAUUUACAAGAAGACAUACUUCUUACCCGAUGAACAACAUUUCAAAGUGAAAGAAGAAUAUUAUACUCUAAAAUUGGAAAAAUAUACUUGGGGGUUGAUUUACACCCUUUUUGAAGACGAAAAGAGAAUGGUACGGCAAUAUGAACUUCCUGAACAAACCGAUUAUAAGGAUUUUUUGUGGAGAAAUAGUCACAGAGAAAUUGUGGACAGAAUGAAAACAAACUCAGAAUUUAGAAAGCUAUGUCUUAUUGUGGAAUGGCUUGAGAAAAACGCUAGAGAGAGGAUUGACAUUGAAAACGAAGGAAAUUGGAUGUAUACUUCAAGGAAGGACAGACAAAUUGAUCCUGACACUGUCUACAAACAAAACACACUGAAUGAAGACGAUUUGAGACAAGAAAGACUCAUUGUCAAGAAAACUUGGGCCCUUGUCAGAUCAGGUCAAAUGAAGGAUGCACAAAUGUUUUGCCGUAAGCACGAUCAAUUUUGGAGAGCAGCAACGAUAGCUGGUUCGGAGCUUUACCAUAACCCAAGAUUAUUAUCAAAGGAAGGCAAUGUUGAGGAAGAAAACUCUGAAACCGUUGGUAACCAAAACCGUUUUGUUUACCUUAACACAUUAAUCUCCAUGCUAAAAUCAGAAGAUUACAUGACCAACGAUGAAAUACAUCACUAUGAAAAAGCUAUCUACGGUAGUAUUUGUGGUGACUUGCCAUCAAUGUUAGCUGUUUGUAACGACUGGGAAGAUUAUCUAUGGGCCUAUUGUAAGGCAACUAUGAAUUAUUUCAUCAACAGACAACUUGCUGAAUUUGUUCCAAGCGACUCUGAAGACAAGAAAUACGUAGCUGAUGUUAUAAGCUUUACCAACUCCAACAAUAGAAGCUUCCAUGAAAUUCUUCAAUCAUUGCGAGUGUCCAACAAUGAGAAAGUCAAAGAAGAAGCUGUUCACUACCAACACGUCGUUCAAGCUUACAUUAUUUGCAACCAAGUUCCUGAACUUAUCAAAUAUUUACUUGAUUCUAUUAUUCAUCCUGCUGAAAAAUCUAUGAGCUACAUUUCACACUUUUUAAGAUUUAGUUCGCAUUUUAUUUUGACACUAUCAAUGGGUGGGGAUGUAGUAUUUACAAACGAUCGUGGAAAGGAUGCAAUUUUAGUCAAGUACAUCCACUACUUGGUGAAUACUAAACAAUAUGAACAUAUAGCAUUUUAUACCAGAUUUAUCAGCGAGAAACACGAAACUAUGAACAACUAUGACUAUCGAUCUAUAAUUUUUGCUGAGGCUAUUGUUUCAAUCGAGCAAUUAGAAAAAGAGAAAACCAUUUCUGGAGAUAAUGUUUUGAGAAGAAUGUUAAUUGCGUCAGCAAAGAAAAAUCAGCUCAAUGUUUCUGAAAUUGCAAGUAUUGUAGCUGAAAAAUCUCUUCAAUCUGCAGAGAGCAUCAAUGCCAUGCCCCACGUUAAUUUAUUAGAUUCUCACUUUUUCCUUGACCCCAAUAAUAAUCCAUUUAAUAAGCUUCGCGAAAAACACACCACAGAAUUAGACAUCAAGAAGAUCAACUCGAUUGAUUGGUUAUGUAUUGAAGAUAUUAGUCCAUAUGAAUGUCUUGCACAGAGCAACUCUUUGUUGCGUGAAUUCAUUCAGCUAGGUAAAUUAGAAGCAUUUGAAAUGCUUUUGAAUAAGCUUCAGGAGGCAAUUGAUCCAAAGCUUGAGAACCAAUAUGAUACACCAAUCGAGAAAGAACAACAACAAUCACUACAAGAAUACCAUGAUUGGAAGCUCUACAAGGAAACGAUGUUGUCCUAUGACAAAUGGAGCAAUCAAUUAAGACAAAAGCCUCAAUUUAAAACCAUGGAAAAUGUCACAUUCAAAAGUCAAGCAGAUAAGAUCAAAUACGAAACAGAGCUCAACACAUUCACAAACACAACAUUGAAAAAGUGGGCCCAAGAGAAUGACUUGUUGUUAGAGGAUGCGGUGAAAAAACAUUUUAAAUUUUUGGAGCGUAGAUUUCUUGAUCAGGAGCAAAUCAAUGACAAUCCGCCACAUCUGAUCCAUGAACUCAAACAACGAUGUAUUCCUGAUGUCGUGUUUUGCCUCUAUCAAUUAUUGUCCUUCUCAGAGAAGUACGAAGAAUGCAUGCAACUGGCUGACCAAGUUGCUUCUGAUUCACUCUCACUCUUUGAAUACUUUUCAAAGGAGCAAUUACUUGAAUUCUUGAAACUUAUGGGUGUUUGUGAACUUAAUGCCAUUGUACAAGAACCGCUACUGUUGCAACAAUAA